AUGUCUUCCAAUCUGAGGAAGACCCGGAUGAGAAAGUAUACUGGUACACGGCGGAGAGGAAGCAGGGAAACAUUUAGAGACAAGAAGUCUCUGACCCAGGAGGACAGUGCAGAUCUCAGGUGUCAGCUGCAGUUCUCUAAGGAAGAGGCCACCCUCAUGCGUAAGAAGAUGGCCAAGCUGGGGAAGGAGAAGGACAAGCUAGAGCAGGAGAUCCAGCAGUACAAGUCAGUCUACGGGGACGUGGACAGCCCUCUACCCCUGGCAGAGCUCGCAGGUGGUGGGCCCCACAGCACCAGGGAGGCCGAGCUACGGCUCCGACUCAAACUGGUGGAGGAAGAGGCGAAUAUUCUGGGGAGGAAAAUUGUAGAGCUGGAGGUGGAGAACCGAGGCCUGAGGGCUGAGAACGAGGACAUCCGUUGCCAGUACGAGAGGGACUGUUUCGGCCGGGAGCCCUUCAGCAGCAUGCCCUCCUCCCCGUACGGCGGAGACGCUCUGGAGUCAGCCGGGGAGCUGCGGCGCCACCUACAGUUCGUAGAGGAAGAGGCAGAACUUCUCCGGCGGUCCAUCUCGGAGAUCGAGGACCACAACAAGCAGCUGACCUCCGAACUGAACCGCUUCAAGUUCGGCCCGAGAGACGAGGAGGUCGAUGUCGGAGUGAUGAUGAUGAUGAAGUCCGGUAAUGGGAGUAACGGAGGAGGCGGGGGUAACGGAAGCGGUGUGGUGAUGAUCGAGGAGCUGAAGUCAGCCAGGAUGCAGAUAAAUGAGCUCAGUGGGAAGGUGAUGAAGCUGCAGUAUGAGAACAGAGUCCUGAUGUCCAACGUUCAGCGCUGUGACCUGGCCCAACACCUGGGCCUCCGCACCAGCUCCCCGCGGGACAGCGAUGCAGACAGCGACACCGGGCACCGCGACACUGCAGAGGAGGAAGAAACUGGGAGGCUCCUCUUACUUCACCCCAAGAGAGAGGGGCCUGUCGGUGGCGAGAGUGACUCGGAGGACCUCUUUGAGAAGACCACCACGACCUCGGGGUUUGGAAGUCACAAGCCCUCGGACGAGCUCAGCGGGCUCAGCGCCACCGAACUAUCUAAUCGUAGGCGAGAAGACCGCGAGACGUUCACGAAUGUCAAACGAGAAGCAGAGCGCCUUGGGAAGACCGUAGAUCGUCUCAUUAGCGACACGGACAGUCUGAUCUACGAGGGAAAGAUUUUAAUAACAGGAGGGGACAGUUUGAGUCUGGCUCUGGAGGGGUUUAAAGAAGACACCACCCGCCUCCCCGAUCCCAAACCAGACUCACAGGUCCUGGACACGAUCAACACCCGUAUGAAGGCCUUCCGCACAGAGCUCCAUAUCUUCAUGGAGAAGGUGGAUCACCUGGGAGAGGGCCUGAGGGAGAAGGGAGGUGACCGGGAUCGGGGAGACGACCUGUCACCCUUGCCCAACCUCACAGAGUCCAGUAGCUUCCUGUCUGGGGUCACCUCCAUGUCACGAGACUCGCCCAUCGGCACCCUGGGACGCGACCUGGUCACAGAUUUCCAGUCACGGUCCGGUGUGAGGGAUGAGCUGGAGUGGCGUCUAGGACAGGAGCGAGCCGUGGAGACCCAGGGCCAGAGCCAGGAGGGUCUUCCUCAGGGUCCGGCCCAGAACAGGGGAGCCAUCCUGAGACACACUAGAUACCACAGACCCUUCCUGGCUUCUUUAAGACUGGAGGAUGAGGAACGGAGGCGGCUGGAUCCGCAGGGUGUGAGGCCCAGGGCGGGUCUGGAUCUGACGGGCCUGCAGGCCCACGAGGCUCCCUGGGUCCAGGAGAGAACCCUACUGCAGCAGGAGGUCCAGUUGUUCAGACACAACACCGUCAUCUUCUAUAUGAAGCUACGCUGGAUCCUCAUGCACUGGAGGCUGGGGAAGAGGACAGAGACCGGGGAGGAGACAGCACACUCAGAGUUGGAGGGUAUUCCAGAGCUGAUCUUGGAGCACGGAGAGGAAGAGACGGAGAGAGAGGACAGGGACACGUCGUCUACCCAGCUACCCCAGAGAGACGGCGCCGAGCCUGGCCCCACAACCCAACUCCCCUCCCCUGAACGCCUGCAGAAUCAGACACAGGUGGGUGAGAACCGUAGGGUGCUCCAGGCAGUGCGCUCCCUGUUAGAGGAGUUCAGGUCAGAGUUGAGGGAGGAGGAGAGCAGGAGGUGCCAGCUGCAGCAGAACUACGCCAACGACAAGGCUUCCUGGGAGGUCAAAUGGGCAGAGAUGAAGUGUCACGUUGCUCAGCUGGAAGAGGAGAGACAAGAAGAGAAAGGAGAGGUGAGCGGAGAGGCCAGAGGAGAGACGCAGGGAGGAGGAGGAGGAGACUCAGACUGGGCCUUUAAACAGGAGCGAGAGGAGCAUCGUUGCCUCCUGGCCGAGAGCCACAGCACCUCCCUGGACCUCCACUGGAAGCUGCAGCAUGGAGAGAAGAGGUGGGGGAGGGAGAGGAGAGACCUGCUGGAACGCUUCGACCGGGAGAGACAAGAGUGGGACAGCAACAUGAGAAACAUGCACCACAAGAUGGAGAGGCUACAGAGAGAGCUUAACGUACGGAGGGGCAGCGAUGGCUCACCAUCCGACGUCAAAGAAGGGGAGAGAGCAGGAGGACACAGAGGUGUCUUUUCCCCCCAGAAGAGCCCAUGUAAGGCCCCUCGCUCCCCAAGGUCACCACGCUUUACUCGCUCUGCCAUCCCAGGCCCUGUUUCCCUCCCCACCCGCUCCCACUCGGACUCGGAGGCCCAUGAAGAGCAGGGGGCUGUAGUGAGGUUCCGAGGCCCAACGGAGAACCUUUUCCUGGACGCUCUGACACUGGACCCCCUGGGUGGCCUGAUGGCCCCACCUCCCUGCAGACUGGACCCUGACAAGAGGUUCCCCUGUAUGAACCAGGCUCUGAAUGAGAUCCCAGACAGAGAGGGCCCCUCUAUGUACCAAGAGGAGGAGGAGGAGAUGGGUUUUGGCAGCCUGCUCAGGGCUAAGUCGGUCUGUUCUAUGAGUGACUUCCAGCGUCUGAUGGACAGCUCUCCCUUCCUGCCUGACAGGAGUCGUCACGGUGACCGUGGCCGUGACGACGUGACUCCGCCCCUGUCACCUGACGACCUGAAGUACAUUGAGGAGUUCAACAGUAAAGGGUGGGACUUCCCUGUCCCUGGCCCCUCCCCGACACCAGGCCACCACACCCCUACAGCCAUGGAGGCCUGGGCAGAACGGCCCGCUUCAGAACCGUUCCAGCCGGCCUCGUGGUCCCUAACCACCAGCGUGACUUUGACCACUAACACCCAAUCCAGCCACGAGCCCCCCUGCCCACCCCAUCACCAGCGCUCCCCACUCAGGGGCAACGAGGGUAACAUAGGAGGGGGAGCAGGGGUCCACGUCUCCCACAGCCCCACCCGAUCCCCCGGGCCCUCCGAUCAAGACUACCUGUACCCCAAAGGAACCUUGGGGCAAGGGGGUGGGGGUGUUGGUGAGGUAGGGGGUGCCUCCGGGAUUGGGGGGGUAGGAGGUCCAGACGAGGUGUUUGGUGAUGGUAGGUGGCCUCCUUUCUGUCAUAAGGAGUUAUUAGAGGGUGGGGGGGGACUGCGGGGUCCCUCUGUGGGGGGUCCCAUCCCCACGGUGGGGUACGCCUCGUCUCUGGAGCUGCAGCUGUCACGGAACCUCAGUGAUGACAUGAAGGAGGUGGCCUUCUCCGUAAGGAACUACCGCUCGGGCACCUCGGACCACCUGGAGCAACAGAGACAGCUCCGAGAUACGGCGUGUCAGACAAAUGGUUUCACCACUCGCGGAACCCAGACCACUCAGACCAUCAGCGUGGGCUUACAAACAGACAUCCUCCGCACCCUCACCAGCUCCCCCCACCGCUGCCUCACCCCUAAAGGAGGCAGCUCUACACCCAUCUCCUCCCCCUCCAGAAACAUCCGUAAGAUACAGUACUCUCCUGUGGUCCAGUCCAAGUUCGAGCGUCCAUGUUGUUCUCCUAAGUAUGGCUCUCCUAAGCUCCAGAGGAAGCUGUCAACAUCAUCGAAGGCUGACCUCCCAGGUGGGGCCUCAAGCUCCGCGGCCGGCCCCAGGGCCCCUACCCCUACCACCCCCCAGAAGGGUGCCUCUGAGUCGGCCUGGGCUCGCUCCACCACCACCAGGGACUCUCCGGUCCACACCACCAUCAACGACGGCCUGUCUUGUCUCUUCAACAUCAUAGACCACAGCCCCGUGGCCUACGAACCCCCGCAGUGCAAAUUCACCAAGUCCCCCAGCCGCACCCGAACCGCUCCCCCUGACCCCUCACCUCCUGGUGGACCCGGUGGUCCCAGUCUACCCCCCUCAGACCCCAAAGACCCAAGAUACCUUGGAGCUGUCCAGGAGUUUCUGAGGAAUGUCCGCGGGCGUUCUCCCAGCCCGGUGCAGCUGAUAGUAGAGGCCCAGGGAGGGCCGGGGGGAACAGGGGGUGAGAGGACACCAGAGGUGCUCAGUAUACGCCAGGACCUGUCUGCCCCGCCUGGAUACACCCUGGCAGAGAACGCAGCCCGUCUGCUGAACAAGAAGCUGUUGGAGCAGAGCUUCAGGGAGGAGAAGAGGCUGGGGUCUGGAGGGACUGGUGGGUCCUCAGCCCAGGGACAGGGAGGAUACACGAGAGAGGGGCGACAGGCGGAGGGAGACAGGAACCAGUCGGGGUGUUUGGAG
Messenger RNA from Salvelinus namaycush (lake trout), 4695 nucleotides. RefSeq names its product microtubule cross-linking factor 1. The record is from RefSeq and is a predicted model, not a curated record. NCBI's taxonomy places the organism in Eukaryota, Metazoa, Chordata, Actinopteri, Salmoniformes, Salmonidae. The transcript has 15 exons. The annotation marks the transcript as partial. Gene Ontology annotation, biological process: regulation of autophagy.